AUGGUUAACAUUGAAGUGCUUUCAUUGAGCGUUAACCGCGUCGAAACGCUGCAGCCUCUACGCAACUGUACCCGAUUAGUGGAAUUAUAUUUAAGGAAGAACAAUAUCGAAAGCCUGACCGAGCUCGAGUAUUUGAAGGACCUACGCAAUCUUCGAGUGUUGUGGAUCGACGAAAACCCGUGCACCCGAUCGGGCGACUAUCGCCACCGCGUGCUGCGAAUACUCCCUCAGCUGACGAAACUCGACGACAAGCCGGUGACUCUGGACGACCUCAUGGAAGCGCAGCAGGACGAUUCAGCUCCCGAAUGCGAUAUGCACGCCAGCAUGAUCAGCCUGCCCAGCGCACGGAGCUCGAGAGCGGGCAGCAGCGUCACCCUGCACGAUCCCAUGACCCAAUCGCUCUAUGGACGAGCGAUCGUGGACACAGUGAUGCAAGCCGCAAAUGGUCAGCUACGGCGACGCGUCGGACGAGGAACGUCUUCCCCCGCCGCGAGACCCGCAUCGAUCUAUGAGCCGGCGACCGAGGACCGAGACGAGGAGUGGGGCGACUUCAGCCUUGAAGAAGACAGCCGGCCCGUGUCGAUGGACGCGAUCGCCAGCCGAAUGUGCAUGUCGAUGCACGAAGCCCGGCAGCGUCCUCACAGCAGUUCGUACAGUCGAAGUGUCAGCGCCCCACGAAGACGUCUUCAUCUUCGGAAAGAGUCAUCACAAAGCCCAGCUCGGGACAUCCGUACGGAAAAAAUCAUGUCGGCAGUGUCUGUUCUGCUGGACGAGUUGGACGCCGACGGAUUGCGCACCGUCAUCGAACAGGCUCAGGAUCGCAUGAAGAAACGGUGG
Messenger RNA from Ostertagia ostertagi, 837 nucleotides. Lineage: Eukaryota; Metazoa; Nematoda; Chromadorea; Rhabditida; Trichostrongylidae. The record is from the annotation of a GenBank genome assembly.